UUUUUUUUUUUGUUCAAACCCUAGUUUAGACCCUUUGGAGACAUUCUAUCAAAUUUUGUUUUGGUUUCCUCCGAGUUUGCUCUCUUGCUGGACGUCUUUAUUGAUUUCGCAGCGUUGGUGUCGGUUCCUUGCCUCGAUUUUGCGAACAUGGACGGAAUUCAGCUGCCACACGAUGUGCUCGGAUCGCAUGACUCGCUGCGACACGGUUUGCCUGCGUUUAAGAACGAUAUGUUGCCCGUUCAUCCCGUGGAGAUCAUUCAACGAACUUCCAAAAGCAUGCAGGCGCAGACGAAACGCACCUUGCUUGAGAGGGCUUAUGGCUCAGCUUUCCCUAUGAAAAUGGACAUUGAACGUCAAAUUCUGACACGAUUCCAGCGCCCAACUGGCCUUAUUCCUUCAUCCAUGCUUGGUCUUGAGUCAUUGACUGGAGAAUUAGACGAAUUUGGAUUUGAAGACUUCUUGAAUGAUCCGAAGGAGUCGGAUACGUUCGUUCCUCAGGAUAUGCAUGAAAGCAUGGAGGUUCGGCUUGGUCUGUCAAAGGGCCCCGUUUCACGCAUGUUCUUUUAAUCUUCGUUAAAGUUAUCAGUGAAGAUGCUAACUUUUUGAGUCGUGUGAUGGAAUUGUAGAACAACGUUGCAUCACUGUGGUCACGAAGUGCAUCUUGCCGACUGUGGCUUUGUUGAACUACGUAGAAUGUACAUACGAUUAAAUGCUAAUCGUCUUACCUUCAGUCAUCUCUGGCAUUUUGGUGUUCUAAUCUGCUUUUCUUAAAAAUAUCUUCGUUUACCUUU
Messenger RNA from Physcomitrium patens, 791 nucleotides. RefSeq names its product cyclin-B1-2. The record is from RefSeq and is a predicted model, not a curated record. Gene Ontology annotation, cellular component: nucleus; cytoplasm. Gene Ontology annotation, biological process: proteasome assembly. Lineage: Eukaryota; Viridiplantae; Streptophyta; Bryopsida; Funariales; Funariaceae.